AUGAAUGCUCAAAGCUCUCUAUCUCAGUCUGCUUCUGCCUUUCUGGAUAAGAAUGUUCCGCUCAAAUUACCUUCGAAUGAUGAGCUGGAAGAAAUGGUUAUGACAUAUUGCAGAAGGCUGACUGAAGACUCUCAGUAUAACUAUAACCGUAACAAGCUGGAUCCUUACUGGAAUGCUACUGUCUAUAAAGUCAUUUCGAUUCCUGGUCAAGUGGCUGCUAUCUCCAGUGAUCCUUUACGCUCUCAGCCUUUCUUUGAGUAUAUUGGCAAUUUGAAGCGCAUUGAUGUGUAG
This is a messenger RNA of Perkinsus marinus ATCC 50983, 291 nucleotides long. RefSeq lists its product as hypothetical. The record is from RefSeq and is a predicted model, not a curated record. The transcript is spliced from 2 exons. NCBI's taxonomy places the organism in Eukaryota, Perkinsozoa, Perkinsida, Perkinsidae. Bases 1 to 291 code for a protein of 96 amino acids.